Panicum hallii is the source of this 3495-nucleotide messenger RNA. Its product is annotated as protein GAMETE EXPRESSED 2. The transcript has 15 exons. Bases 1 to 3312 code for a protein of 1103 amino acids. Gene Ontology annotation, molecular function: actin filament binding. Gene Ontology annotation, biological process: pollen sperm cell differentiation; actin cytoskeleton organization. NCBI's taxonomy places the organism in Eukaryota, Viridiplantae, Streptophyta, Magnoliopsida, Poales, Poaceae. The record is from RefSeq and is a predicted model, not a curated record.
AUGGCCAACCCCGCCGCGAUCUCGCGGCGCUCAGCCCUGGCGCCUUCUCUUCUCCUCUGCAUUUCGCUGCUGACGUCCUCUGUGGCGCAGCAAGGCCUCGUGCCGGCCUUCCUCUUCGACUGGCUCGACGGCAAGUGGACGUUCACCGCCGGCGACACCGCGGUGAUCACGAUCAGGGCGCUCGACCUCUCGGACGACCCCACCCUGCGCGCGUCGCUGUCCUUCUGGAUGUCGGUGAAGGGCAAGAAAGGCAACAGCACCUACAUCACCGACGUCGUCGCGCGCCGCGACGACCCCAACUCCUGGAGGAUCACCUUCGUGCCCCUGCGCGCCGGGGACUUCUUCGCGCUCGUGGCCGAGGAGCGGUUCAGCAUCGGCGAGUCGAUGCUCGAGUUCAAGGUCGCCGCGGCCGGCGUGCACCCGUCCGCGUCCCGGGCGGCAUGGACGUUCGACGACGCGCGCGUCGUCGCGGGGUCGAGGGCGUUCGUGUCCGUCUUCCCCAGGGACGCCUUCGGCAACGGCAUCGCGCGCGGGGACGACAUGCCUGACUACUUCAGGGUGUCGGGCUCCUACGCCAACGGGUCAGCCGUGGAGUUGCUGUAUUUCCAUUACAAUGGAUGGAUUCAGGAAGGACGCAUCGGCCUCGAGUUUGUGUCAAAUGUUGCCGGGGUCUUCCUGGUGCAUGUUUAUGGGGAUAACAGGGAGCUACGUGACUCGCCUCUGACGCUGACAGUGAAUCCAGGUGUCCUUGACAUCGAAAAAAGCACAUGCAGCUGGAAGCAUGGAACCAAUACUUUGCAGAUAUUUUCCAAGCUGGAGUUAUUCAUAUAUCAGAAGGACUCAUUUGGGAAUAUUGUCCCAGAGAUUCAUCCGUUUGAUGCUCAAGUUGUUGACACAGCCUCAGAUUUGUCCAUCCCAGUUAACCUCAUGAUGGAAGCGGUAGCUGCUGGAGUUCAGCUCAUAUCCUUUAAUGUUGUACAGUCUGGAGAGUUUGCGCUCACAGUUUUUGAUACUCAGCGGAACCGAAGAGUUUCCAACACGGGGUACAAGUUUGAUGUUUUUGUAGGAUACUGCAAUGGAUCAAACAGCUUUGCAAAUGGUUCUGGUUUGGCACAUUCUGUCGUUGGUUCAGCAUCAUCCUUUGCUGUUUACUUGGAGGAUGAGUACAACAACCCUUCUCCAGUCGAAACCUCAAGGUUGCAAGUGAAGAUUUUGGCAAAAAAGGGCACGGCUUAUGCAGACCCAAUAAUAUCACAUGAGACAGAACCUGCUGGCCAUCCGGAUAUCAUCGGUGGAAGCUCAACUGUGCGAGCAAGUCAAUUCAAUGUUGCAUAUACUCCUCAAAUUGCCGGGGAAUAUGAAAUUUGGGUACUCUGUGGGAACAUAGUGCUAAAUGGUGGAGAUCCAUAUUCCAUGACAGUUGUACCAGGUGCAAUCAAUAUUGCUUUAUCAAGUGUUGUCAAGUUUGACCCAAGAGUCAGAAUGUCAGUUGAAAAUGAAGUUGAUGUUCGACUUGUUGACUCAUUCAUGAAUCCGGUGUUAUCUUUAGAGUCAAAAGUGCGAUUUCAGCUAACAUCUACAAGUAUCUUUGGAAAAGAAUUUGUCGACAACAGAGAUGGAUCAUAUACUGCUCGUUAUGUGAUAAAUCAAAUUGGUUCAUAUGGCAUAUGUGUUCGAUUUGAGGAUAAGGAUAUAGCUCCAUGUCCAUUCCAAGUCGAAGUUUUUCCAGAUCAAUACUUUUCAGAUGUUAAAAAUGAUAAUGUUUCAGUAUGGGAGGAUGGAUCAGUUUACUUCGAUGUACUAUCAAAUGACCACAUUGCAGGAAGUAAAGCUGAAAUAGCUAACUCAUCUUCUCCAUUUCAUGGAUCAGUCCUGCAGUUCAACCACAUGUAUCGUUACACGCCUUUUGAUGGAUUCUUUGGGAAUGACUCGUUCGCAUACACAAUAUCAGAUGAUAAUAACAACGUCGUCACGGCAACAGUUUUCAUAUCUGUCAUCUGCAGACCACCUCAGUUCAUAUCUUUACCGCAGAAGUUGCAUGUUACUGAAGAUACCAUCGGCCCACAAUUCGGUGGAUUUCGAGGGAUCAAAAUAGCGUAUUCAGAUACAACAGAAAAUAUAUCUAUAACAGUGAACGCGCAGUCUGGAAAUGUGUUCCUUGCUCUAUCGCCAAUGAAGCUUCAACAGUCGUCAGCUGAUGUACUUUCAGUCAGCAAAGGUGGUAGAACUGGCAAAGACCUGAUAUUCCAAGGAACAAUAGAAGCGAUAAAUAGAGCUCUACAAUUUUUGCAGUACCUUGGAAACGAAGACUUCUGUGGAGAUGAUGUUGUAGCGCUACGCUCCAUGAACAGAGAUGGUGUAGAAGACGCUCAGUUCCCGAUACACGUUGAACCAAUCAAUGACCGUCCUGUGAUACUAGCUCCACCAUCAAUUUUCUUGGCUGGGAACGAAUCAAGCAAUGGACAUCAAAUCUACAACAAGAGCAGGGAUACAUUCCAAUUUUCCAUUUAUGAUCCUGAUCUUCGCAGUUUCCCUGGGAACAAGUCUAUUUUUUCGCUAGUGCUCUCCCUAGAAGUGUGUGAGGGAACGUUGACGCUGAGGUUGCCAUCCAGUACCAUUCCCAGUGUGGAGGUGAAGACCGAAGGCGUUAGUUAUUGGCAGCCGAUUCAGACAUAUGUGAACAUUGAGAAUCACUUUGUGCUGAAAGGAACUGCCGUUAGGUUCCGUGGGAUGGUCCAGGAGUGCAACAAUGCGAUGCAGCAGCUGCAUUACCAAGGUUCAAGCAAUGGAACAACCUUAUCCAUCACUGUAGACGACCUGGGAAACUAUGGAUGCUACCCUGACUGUUCACAGAUGAUGGGGAUGCCACUGUCCGCUACAAAGACAGUUCGUCUCGUCAAAAUCAAAACAAAACAUAAUAAGACCUCAACAAUAGAUAAAAUAGAUAACUUGCUUGAAUGGGUGAUAGUAACUGAGAUCCUGACAAUGCUAUGGCUUGGCGUCGCUCUCUUGUGCUUCCUCUUCAAAUGCAUGAAAGCUCUGAAGGUUAAGCGAAGGGGUCGGGUCAACGAUGAAAGGUGCACACCGGAGCAGACACCAUCCCAUUGGAAUAGGUGUGCUUCACCAUCACAAUCUGAGGACGUUGGACAUUGCUGCGCACCUGCAGUUGCGGUCCCUUCUGGCGCAAACAGAUCAAGUUUUCGUCAAAGAUCUUCACGAUCACGCAAGCAAGAACUGGAACUCCAGCCAGUCUCCGGGAUCAGAAAGAACGGAAAUCAAGACGGCAUUCCUAUAGCAAACAAGAACAAAUAGAUGUUUGAUAAUUUACCGUAGAAUGUUCCUCCAAACUCAAAAUAUUUUUCUGCUCGAUGGGAAGUAAACUGGAAGACAAGAUAGGUUGCAUGUAACUCUUAUUGACACUUGACAGUCAUACAGAUUGUUAGGGUAUCGGGUUCAUCUUUACUAUUAAGAAUACCCAUAGAAGUCGAACAAAAA